Notechis scutatus (mainland tiger snake) is the source of this 1584-nucleotide messenger RNA. Lineage: Eukaryota; Metazoa; Chordata; Lepidosauria; Squamata; Elapidae. The record is from RefSeq and is a predicted model, not a curated record.
AUGAGGCAGAAGGAGAAGGACUUGGUGUUGGCCGCCCGGUUGGGCAAAGCCUUGCUGGAGCGCAACCAGGACAUGAGCCGCCAGUACGAGCGGAUGUACAAGGAGUUGACCGACAAGCUGGAGCACCUGGAACAAGAGAAACACGAGCUCAGGAGGCGCUUCGAGAACAAGGAAGGGGAGUGGGAAGGCCGAGUCUCGGAGCUGGAGAGCGACGUCAAGCAGCUGCAGGAUGAGCUGGAGAAACAGCAGGUUCACCUGCGGGAAGCUGACCGGGAGAAGACGCGGGCGGUCCAGGAACUAUCUGAACAGAACCAAAGACUCUUGGACCAGCUCAGCAAGGCGUCGGAAGUGGAAAGAAAGCUUUCCACACAGGUUCAUGUCCUCCAAGAGGACUUCAGGGAGAAGAGGUCAUCCACCAGCCAGCACAUAGUUUGUCUCGAGAGCCUUCAAUCAGAGCAAAUCUUGGAAAUUAAGAUGCUGAGGGAUCGCAAGCAAGACCUGGAGCGCCGUCUCAGCGUCAUGAUGGAGGAGAACAACCUUCUCCAGGGGACGGUGGAGGAACUUCAAGACCGUGUCUUAAUUUUGGAACGGCAAAGCCAUGAAAAAGACAUGCAGUUGCACCAGAGCCAGCUGGAGCUUCGAGAGGUGAGACUGUCCUACCGGCAGCUGCAGGUCAAGAUGGAGGAGCUGAACGAGGAGCAAAGCCUCCAAGCCUUCAACUCCUCCAGGAUGUCUUUGCUGUCGGAGAUCGAGCAGAGUAUGGAAGCAGAGGAACUGGAACAAGAGCGAGAACAGUUGAGGCUGCAGCUUUGGGAGGCCUAUUGCCAAGUCCGUUACCUGUGUACGCACCUCAGAGGGAACGACAGUGCGGAUUCUGCCGUCUCCACGGACUCUUCCAUGGACGAAUCUUCAGAAACCUCCUCAGCCAAAGACGUUCCGGCCGGCAGCUUGAGGGCUGCACUCAGCGAAUUGAAGAGGCUGAUCCAAAGCGUGAUUGAUGGCACGGAUUCCCCGGGUUCUCGGAGAAGUGAUGACGAUGCUUUGGAAGAACAGAUCAAGCAAACGAGUGAAGAUUCAAGAGCCCUGAGGGAGUUAAUGGAAGGCGAGCGGGGGAAACUGAGGCAGAGCCUGGAAGAGCUACAGCAGCUUCACAGCCAGGUGACGCUGCUGAGUGUAGAAAUGACUUCGCUGAAAGAGGAAAGGGACCGGCUGCGGGGAUCGGCCGAAGAUAAGGAGAUGAGCGAGCAGCUGUUGAAGGCUAUCCAAGACCGAGAUGAAGCCAUUUCUAAACACCAAAGACUACGGAUUAUGGAAACCACCUUCUCCCCAGCAGAUCUUCUACCAGUGGACACUCUUCUAUUUAGUCUUCAGAUCUGGGGUGGGGAUGACAUGCAGAGGCUCAUUGACCAGCAGCUGAUGGACCGACAUCCUAAGGAAUGGAGCCAGAUGAUGAUGUACACCACCAGCAGCCACGGAGCCAAGAGGCGCACCCGGCCUUCGCCUUUGCUGAAGCUCCAGCAGCAAAGCUCCGAGCCGCUUGGAGCCGAAGGGAACCGCCUGUUUUCUUUUUUCAAGAAAAAUUAA